Messenger RNA from Rhagoletis zephyria (snowberry fruit fly), 1437 nucleotides. RefSeq names its product probable cytochrome P450 308a1. The record is from RefSeq and is a predicted model, not a curated record. Gene Ontology annotation, molecular function: iron ion binding; monooxygenase activity; oxidoreductase activity, acting on paired donors, with incorporation or reduction of molecular oxygen. Lineage: Eukaryota; Metazoa; Arthropoda; Insecta; Diptera; Tephritidae.
ACGGCCUACUGGCGAUAAGCUUGUGGGCUAUUGCGGCCGAGAGAUAAACUUUACAAAGCGCGUUUGUUUUACAAAGUACACUUUUCAGUUUCUAAUUUCCAAUCAUCAAAUAAAAAAUGGUUUUCGUUGUGCUAUGCCUAACACUGACAAUGCUGCUGUGCGCUCAUCUGUUAUGGAAAUGCAGCUAUUGGCAACGGCAUGGGGUGCGUGGGCCGCGCGGUUUACCAAUUUUGGGAAAUAUGUGGAAAUUUUUCCUCGGUCGCAGGCAUUACGGUGAUGUUUAUAAAAAUAUUUAUGAUGCACAUCCACACCUGCCUUACAUUGGCAUAUAUCGGCUUUUUAAUGAGCCGGCGGUAUUAGUUCGCAGCCAAGAGAUGAUUAAAGAAGUGAUGAUACGCUCCUUUCAGCAUUUUCAAGACAAUGUCCUGUGGGUAGAUGAGAAACGUGAUCCAAUCGUGUGCUAUAAUCCAUUCAUUGCCAAAGGCGUGCAGUGGAAACAAAUGCGUGCGGAAAUUUUGCCUAUUUUUACACCAAAUAAGGUCAAAGCGUCGUUUCACCACAUCAAAUCAAUCUGUGAAAAACUAGACGCAUAUGUAUCGCUACACAUACUCAACUCAAGUAAUUGCUUUGAAGGAAAGGAUCUUUUCUCCAAGUACACACUGGAUGUGGUUGCUUCGGCCGCCUAUGGCCUUGACGGUGCUGCACUCACCAAUACCAAUUCGGACUUUACGCAACUUGUUGAGAAUCUCUUUUUGCCACAUGCCUGGAGUUUGCUUGAAACCAUUGCGCUGCUCUUCUCCCCGCAACUCGGCAACCUCAUAAAAUACCAUUACGUGCCAACCGGCGUUCAAGACUGGCUGCAAGGGAUAAUUGGAAAAGUGUUGGAAAUUCAGAAACGGUUUAAAGAUCCGCAUUCUACGAACCAAAAUACCGAUGCGGAUUUGUAUGAACAACCUUUGCAAUUUCAACCUGAACGAUUUUUGCACCAAAAUGAAAAAACGCAUGGCUGUAUGUUUUUGGGAUUUGGUGAAGGUCCGCGUAUGUGUCCAGGAAUGCGCUUUGGCUUGGCUCAAAGCAAGGCCGGCAUCGUUACUUUGCUAUCAAAAUAUUCUGUCCACUUGUGUGAGAAUAACAAACCAUUCAAAAUGUCUGCAAAAACUUUUCUAACAGCCACCGAUGAUGGGAUAUGGAUUUCGUUUAAGGAAAGAAAGUAAAGUUUUUGCAGUGUUUUAUAUUUGUUAGAAAAAUAUAAGAAUUUUGUGUUUAUACCUAAUGCCCAGGAAUAUUUUCUGGCCGAAUUUCCACAAGGUAUUUAAAUGGUAAAAAUGUACGCCAUUCAAAAAAUAUCAUGCGAAAGUAUGUAUAAUGACUUUUUUAUGAACGUAAUAAUGACACUGGUAUUUUGUAAUGCCCAACAUUGUCAUUUAUUACUUAAUG